AUGAGCGACGAGUUCCGCUUUGUCGACAUCAAAAGGAGUUCAGUGUGGACGGUCACCUAUGAGGGCAAGUAUGGAGUUUUAAGUCUUGUUGUCAGUGAUUUUUGGUCGUGUUGGUCGCUCCAUGCAAAGCCCUCAGAGGAUGAACCUGUCGUCUGUCUCAUUCGCGAAAUCUUCUCGAAACCAAUUGCACGCAUGACUCCCUAUCCCAAUUCCCUUUUGGAAGGCGAAUGGGAGAUUCUCUCCCCUAUCAGUUCAAAGUGUGCGCUCAUGUUCUCAGGAAGUGAUCAUCGCAUCGAAUCUUUCGAAGCAAAAUGCGGUAUUCAAGUUAAAGGCUUCCCUGAAUCCAAAGUAUGGACACAAAUCACGGUUGAUGGCUCUGAUGAUGAUAUCAAAGCUCUUGGAGUAGACGUCCGAGGGACAUAUGAUCUUCUCCCUCACUGCGGAACAGCGAGUGGCUGCUUGCAUAAGAAACCCCCAGUUGGAAAUUCUCCCGCAAUAUACUUCUUUUUGGAUCCCUCAAAGCUCGAUGAGCCAAUGUACGACUCAUUUGUCUUUUCUUUGGAACACGAACGGACUCUUGGCUAUGCAUCACGUUCCACUAUCGCGGAAGUUUCUCACAAGUGGCGGUCCUCAAGUCUGGGUUCGGAGCCGGAGUAUGCCAACGUGUACUAUCGUAAAUCCAUCAAGCUGCAAGCGGUCACGUUGGCCUCCUAUAUUCCGGAUUCCCCCAUCAUCUGCUCCAAUUUGAAGCCGCUCACGUCAAUGGCGAUCAGUAAUCGGGACUGUCGUAGUGCAAAUAUCACUCUUCUCUCUUUUGAAGCAGAAGCCACCGCUAUAGAUUCUUUCUGGAAAAAGGGGCCAUGGGAAGUGGCUAAUCCCGUGGAAGCUCCCGCUCUUCUUGGAGAUAUUUCUUGGUUAUUUCAAAAGGCAGUCGGUUUUUCCGCAUUUCAGGAUUGGAUCUCAGUCAACGACGGCAAAUCUUCGAGCAAAUCGAAUAGCCCUGUGUGUGGAGUGUGUGUACCAGCAAAGCCCCGGAUCAUAUGGGGUCGCAACACUCGAGGACAGAUCAAGGCAUACGAGGAUCCACACGAUGCAGCUCUGUACGAACGGCAGGUCAAGCUCAGGCCUCCACCCUUUUUAGUAUUCCGUCGUGUCGACGAAGAGGAUAAUGGACACAUGCGUGUCACGCUCAACGUUCAAAUGCUACUGCAUCAAGCCUAUGAGAGGCUCUUGGACACGAAUGUCUCUGAUAAUGCUUCUUUCUUCUGGCGUGUCGUGCCCAAUUCUUAUGAUUCGAGAAAUCUCGUGUUCCCCGAUUUCAGUCUCGUCAGCAACAGAAAUAAUGCUCAAAGCGCUCAACCGCCUAACUUCAAACUCGAUCUGCGGCCCGAGCAGCUGCGCUCCCUCUCGUGGAUGAUCCACCGUGAAAGCCUUGAUAUUGAACCUUUCAUUGAAGAAGAGGUGGAGGAAGCCCUUCUUCCUAUGCUUAUGUGGCGCGCAGAGGGCAAAGUAUGCAUGGAGAAAACCGUCCGCGGCGGUGUCCUAGCGGACGACGUUGGAUAUGGAAAAACAGCUAUCACUCUCGGAUUGAUCGAUACUCAGUACAGUCAGCAGACCGAGCCAGAAUCUAUCGAUGGCUUCAUCCCCACAAAUGCCACUCUCAUCGUCGUGCCUAAGAUCAUGAUCAAGCAAUGGCAGUCCGAGAUCACGAAGUUCCUCAAAAACACAUAUCGUGUGUUGGUGAUCGACGGACUAGCGGCAUUGGGAAGAAAGAUGGAUCGAGAUAUUCAGCAGGCAGAUAUUGUUUUGGCUUCUUGGGCUGUUUUUAACAGCCAGAAUCAUUAUGAGAAGCUGCAACAGUUCACCGGCAUGCCGCGAGUCCCGCCAAAGGCAGGUCGCAAUUUCGACGAUUGGUUUGUUAAAGCGCAUGCGGUGAUGAUGGAACAUGUCCAGCUCCUGGUAGACCAAGGCCCGAGGACAGUACUUGAGUCGAUUCAGGCCAGACGCCAGGAAGUCAAGGACAACGAAGCUAAUUCCAUAUAUAUCCCGUCAAAGCGGCUUAGGGGAAACCAGUAUUCAGACGUUCACCAAGGUCAGGAUCCUGGCAUCGAAGCGGGGGCUCAACAUGUCGAUUCAUCAAGUGAGGAUGAGCUGUCGGAAUCUAGCGAAGAAGAGGAUCCCGAAGUAAUUCGGGCGAGAGUUGACAAGCUCCUCAAACUCCAACCUAGGACAACCGCACCCACGACCUCAGAAAAGGAGAAGGAUGACGAGAGUGGGUCAGAAGAUAGCGAGGACGAGGAAGCCCCGACGGCAUCACGCUCUGGGAAAGCACAAGGCUCUGGUAAAAUGGGUCAAGGUGUGAAGCGCAAGCGUGCACCCGUUAAGACGUCCAAAGUUUGGGACGACAGAAAGGAGUUCGGCAUAAAUAACACCGCUCAACAAACUUGGACGACAGUAAAGCUUCCUCUCCUCCAUGCAUUCUCAUUCAAUCGACUUGUUAUUGAUGAGUUCACUUUUGCAAACCCCGAACGACUGGUGCCUCUUCUCAAGCUUCAGGCUCGUUCAAAAUGGGUCCUAUCCGGCACACCGCCGCUGAACGACUUUGCUGAUGUUAAUACAAUUGCGCCCUUCUUGGGCAUCCAUCUCGGUAUCGACGAUGACGACAUUAAGUCACAAAACGCACGACUCAAGAUGAUCCGCAAGCAGCGAUCAGAAGCAGAAUCUUUCCAGGCGCUGCGGGCCCCUCGAAGUGAGGAAUGGCAUCGUCGACGACACGAUGUUGCACAAAGAUUCUUGGACGAGUUCACUCGCAAAAAUGUCGCAGAGAUUGAUGAGAUUCCGUCAUCAGAACACAUAGUUCUCAUUCAGCAAUCACCUGCCGAAACAGUUAUAUAUCUUGAGUUGUGCAAGCAGUUGAUGACAUACAACCGUUUUCGUCGCCGAGGUGGCAGAAAAGGUAUCAGGGGUGAUCGGGAAGAUAGACUGGAUGAAGUGAUUGGGAGCAGCAAAACAAGCGAAGAAGCCCUUCUCAAACGAUGUUCAUCUCUCGCUUUGCAGGGUCGCUGGCACAAUGGUGUACCUGAAGAGCUCACCUGCAGCUCGCUGAUUGAGACUCGAUUGAAACAGCUCGAGGGCCUCAAGGAAGAACUCAUGGAGAAGACCAAGCAAGCUGCGUGGGUAUACUGUGCUUGUGACAUAAGACAUGAAAAGUUCCACGAGUUCAUUGAGAGCAUCAAGGCGCACGAUUUUGGUGACAAGGCUGUGACGGAAAAGAUAUAUCCACUCGUUAAGAGUGCAAUACUCACUUCACAGGCAGAUGACUGGGAGCUAUUCUUUUCUGAUCCAGCACAAGUAGCUGAGGACUCAUUUGAUACAGAAAUGCGGGAUGAGACUGAGGUGAAAGAGGACAAUGUUGAUGCCAGUGAAGAGGUAAGCUCUCGCGGUACUCCACCAGCUUUGAAUGGGAACUUGAAGCUAACAAAAAAUGGCGAACAGGCUAGUGUACAAGCCACAAAGCGUGGUGUAAAGGGUACAAAGAGUGGUAAACAAGGUGGAAAGAAAGAGAAAGCAGGAGAGCUUCCAGUCAAGCCAACUCGCAUCAGCGAGUUCAAGCUCAUGCUGCGAACAGUCACGAGUGGUCUUCGAAAGCUGAUCCUCGAAUGGGUUGCCCGGGAAAGAGCGCUCAGGUUCCUAAAGGCCGUACACCUUGUUCAGACAGGGUCAGAGAUUGCUGAGUGCAGCUCCUGUCAUACAACUCCAGAAGCAGCAAAUCACAUCAACAUAUUGGGCUCAUGCGGUCAUGCCUUGUGCUCACAAUGUGCCAUGAAGACAGUUCAAAAAGAAGAAUGCAAUGUUGAAGGCUGCCGAGGCUCAGGAAAGGAAUUCAAUGUCAUGGACGCAUCUACUCUUAAGUGCGAUGAAAGGGACAGAAGUGCCAAAUAUGGCGGCAGCAAACUGGAUAAGAUGAUUGAAAUCAUCCAGGCAGUGCCCACAGGCGAUCGGAUCCUCCUCUUCAUACAGUUCCCGGAGCUUAUAGACGUCACAUCCAAAGCCUUAGAGCUGGCAAAGAUCAAGUACAUUGCAAUCAUAGCAACUGACCGCAGGGCAGCACAGAAGGUCCAACAUUUUCAGGAAGCUGGUGGCUUUGGUGAGAACAAAGUUUUGAUUUUGAACUUGGGAAGCGAGAUGGCCGCUGGAUUGUGA
Messenger RNA from Aspergillus oryzae RIB40, 4203 nucleotides. RefSeq lists its product as uncharacterized. The record is from RefSeq and is a predicted model, not a curated record. NCBI's taxonomy places the organism in Eukaryota, Fungi, Ascomycota, Eurotiomycetes, Eurotiales, Aspergillaceae. Bases 1 to 4203 code for a protein of 1400 amino acids. Gene Ontology annotation, molecular function: ATP binding; ATP-dependent chromatin remodeler activity. The transcript has a single exon.